GUUUUGACGUUUAUAACGUCAAAUCUUGCGAAAAAAUGUCCGAAGAGCUGGAAAAAGUGUGCGAAACGUUGGACAAACUAACUUUGGACGCUCUAACGCUGAUGGAAGAGCAAAUACAACUCAAAUUGAGCCUCGAAAAUGCCAUGGUUGCCGGCGAAUCAAACUUGGCCAAAACUCGCUAUAUUUUGGGCCAAAACAGCGUGAGUGUGCUGCAGUUGCCGUCGGAAGAUGCAGAAAUGACGGCGAAUGUUAAAGUGGUGGAUAAAAGUGAGAAAUAUUUGGACUGCAAGGCGGUGGAGAUACAAAAAUGUGGUGGGGAAGAUGUACCGAACCCUUUGAAAUGGUUUGGGGUUUUGGUGCCUCAAAAUCUGCACAACGCGCAAAAAAUGUUCACGCAGGCUAUUAAUUACGUUGUCGACAGUGUUAAUGUGCAAAGAAAAUUGGAGGAGACUUGUGUGAAAUUAAAGCAGUUGAAGGAAUAUAAAAAAGAAUUGUUAGGUUAGUUAUUUAUUAUUAUUAUAAAAAUAAAA
This is a messenger RNA of Brassicogethes aeneus, 530 nucleotides long. The record is from the annotation of a GenBank genome assembly. Lineage: Eukaryota; Metazoa; Arthropoda; Insecta; Coleoptera; Nitidulidae.